CUCCACUGAGCUUUUAGGAAAGGGAGGCUGACUCCUCUGCUUAGCCUCUGAAGUUUUCCGAUACAUUUAGUCUGUCCAAAGAUGGACAAAAACAACACAUUAUGAGCUGUGGACUUUGUUAUGGGAUGUUAAGGAGGCCUCUGUAAGAAAGCAGAAGGAUUUUGGGGAAUUAAUACUGUUUCACCACAGGCUCUUCCUGGAAGAAGAGGGAGAUGGGGGCUGGAGCAAUAACCAUCUGUCACAACAAGGCAGCGGUUCAGAUUAAGGAGGAUGUAAAGAGGAUGGUGCAGUUGCCCAUGCUUAAACCCUCUCUUGCCACCGGCGCUGGGGGAAAGAAGAUCUUCGGCGUGUCCCUGGUGAAGUUGAGCGAUCUGGGACUUGUCAAGGAUGGAGUUCCUGUGGUGGUCCGGUGUAUGGUGGAGUAUCUGGAAAAGCAUGGUCUUCGUCAGGAGGGUCUGUUCAGAGUGAACGGCAGCGUUCGGACGGUGGAUAACCUGCGGCAGAGGUUUGAUGCUGGAGAAGAGGUGGAUCUUCAUCAGGAAGCAGACGCUUUUGCUGUCGCCAGUUUACUGAAGCAGUUUUUGAGGGAUCUACCUGAAGGUCUCAUCCAUCCCUCCAUCCACAAUCCUCUCAUUCAGCUGCACCAGGAAUCUGAUGAGGAUUACUUCUGUAAGGACCUGCGUGAGCUCCUACAUCAGCUGCCAGAUAUCCACUACAGUCUCCUGCAUUACCUAUGUCACUUCCUGUCCCAGGUGGAACAGGAACACGCUCAUAACCGCAUGACUGCGACCAACCUGGCAACAGUGUUUGGGCCCAACGUCUUCAAUGUGUCACCUGGUUUUGAUGGUAUACGGGAACAGAAUAUCUGUAAUAGCAUUAUGGCCAAGCUGAUCCAGAAGUCCAGCGCCAUCUUUGAGUCUGUGGUGGAGAGAAGACAGAUUGAAAAGGGACCUUCAAACAUCCUCAUGGUCAAAGAGGCCAACACAAACACCGAAAACACAGAGAUGCCGCCUUACAAUCCUGCUCCGAAGGCACACACUCCACGUGUCAAGAAGAUCAAGGUCACUCAAUGCACUCCAGUUGAAAUAACAGAUUCUUCGAGAGAAAAGGAAUCAAGUUCAGACAACCCUAUUCCGACACCAAGAAAAAAGAAGGUCACCCCAUGCACUUCAGCUGACAAUACAGGCCCGUCAAGAGAAAGUGAGUCAAGUCCCGACAACCCUAUACUUACGCCAAGAAAAAAGAAGGUGAAGAAGAUAAAGACGGAGGAAAUGCCUAGAUGUUUUCCUCAACCGGCCUCCUCUGGUGAUCCCGAGUCUAGGCUUUUGUCCCAUCGUCCAGACAAAAGCUUGGGGGCUAGAGAUCAGUUUCCUCUGCACAGUCCAGGACGGAGCAUAAGCUUCAGCGCUGACGGCAUGAAUCUGACCCCUCAGACCGUUAGAUCCGCCACAUCCACUGAGACCUUCAACAGCUUCCAAGAAGAUGAAAGACCGAUAUCUCCUUUUUACAUUAGCUCACAAAUCUCUCCUGGACACUGCAGACCUGACUUAACAAAUUUUCUGGAGAAGACCAUUCGCUCAGCGGUCGAGCAGCACCUCUUCAACACACGCAUGCACACAGGUCAGAGUUCAGAGGGCUUGGAUGCGACUGCCUACUUUUCAUCUCCUGUGACGACGGCCCGAGAGAGGAGGAGACAUCUACGAGAACAGGAGCAGCACUUCAGGGUCGAGGGUGAUAAAGAGAACAUCCCGUCUCCGGGUGUGAGGGUCACAGAGGAGUGUGACAGGCGUCUGCUGCUGCCACACGAGGCUCAGAGAAACAGGAAGCCCAAACACAGUCCCACACUGACUGAGCUCUCCGACAACCAGGACGCCCCCACUCCAAUGGAAUGCCAAGAGCCACCUGGGGCUUACGAUAGAAAUGCUACGGAGAACAGCACCUACCACUCUGCACACUGGAUCCCACAAAUAGCAAUGUUAUGCUGUUACAAUAUCACUAAUGAAAUAUAUAUUUUUAGGGGGAACCAUCAAACGGAACAUGGGUUCAAUUUUAUUCAGACGCCUGCCAUGAAAAUCCAGGAGGCUCUUAGUGGCACAGAGCCGUGCGAUGAUGUCCCUCGACUGGACCUUUCUACUCUGACAGACGACAGCAACUGGGCAGGUUCUCAUUUCUUUAGUGCUUCUUUCCUUGAUUUCAAAAGCCUUUUAAAAUCAAGUCACAAUGAGGAACCAGUGCCAGCCUAUUCGUCGUGGCAAAGGGAGAGUAUGGACCGCGAGGAAGCUCGUCUGUCUCCCCAUGCCGGUGGCAAGCCGAUUCGCCAGCUCCUGGAGGAGGACAGCGACCCAAUGGUCUCGCCACGGUUCUACGCUUACGGAGACGGUCGGCAGUAUCUGGACGACACAGAGGUUCCUCCAUCACCACCUAAUGCCCACUCCUUUGUCAGUAGGCGAAGAAGUUCGUCGUUAGGCUCCUGCGACGAUGACCGGGAAGAGUUGACCUCUGCUCAGCUUUCAAAGCGGAUCCACGUACUCAAGAAGAAGAUCCGGAGGUUUGAGGAGAAGUUCGAGGAUGAGCGCAAAUACAGGCCUUCACACGGCGACAAAGCUGCCAACCCAGAGGUUCUGCGCUGGAUGAAUGAACUGGCCAAGAUGCGCAAAGACUUAAAAGAUCACAAGCUGCUAAAGUCAGAAGAGGAUUUGACGCCCAUCCCCCGCCAGCGUAGCAACACGCUUCCCAGGAGCUUUGGGUCUCAGCUGGAGAAGAAAGCUCCUGAGACCAAAGCCCCCAAACCCCCUGUGGAAAGCACACUGGAUGCAGUCAUGAACAAACUGCAGGAGAAACGCAAUGAGGCUGGCCGACCUGAAGACAUUAAGGACAUGACCCGUGAACAGAUUGGAACAGAAAAAGUGGCCCUUCAGAAAGCUCUUCUAUAUUAUGAGAACAUCCAUGGGAGACCAAUCACCAAGAAUGAGAGGCAGGUCAUGAAGCCUCUAUACGACCGGUACCGACUCGUCAAACAAAUCCUCUGUAGAGCUUCCUCCAUUCCAGUCAUUGGCUCGCCUUCCAGCAAGCGCAGAGGCCCCCUGCUGCAGCCCAUUAUCGAGGGUGUACCAGCCCUGUUCUUCAGCGACACAAAGGAGGAGGAGGAUGGCUCGGAUGACGACGACACCAGGACACAGUUCACGGUCACGGUUAAGCCAGAGCUGAGCAUGCUGGGACUUCUCGACCAGCUGGAUGAGGACACGGACGGUUUCAUCUCGCCUGUUGAUGAACUAUCACCCUCCAAGAACACCAUGGAUAUGAGAUUGUCCAAUUUGCAUGCUGCCACCAUGCAGGAACUUGUGGAGCAACUCCAGGAAGCCCGUGAGGAAAAGAAAAGAAUCCGCCAAAACCUCCGUGAAUUUGAGGAUGAGUUCUUCAAACAGAAUGGCAGAAACGUGCAAAAGGAAGAUCGCUCACCCUUGGCAGGGGAAUACAAUGAAUACAAGCAUAUUAAAGCCAAGCUAAGGCUGUUGGAAGUGCUCAUCAGUAAAAGAGACUCCUCCAAGUUCAUUUAGUGCUCAGCUUACUCAAGACUUACUCUACUAGCCAAGCAAGGACCAGCCACUGCUAUCCAAAGCUAUACAGUGGGUACAAAGACAUGUCUUACAGGCACAUUUGGCUUUUGAAGGACACAGAGACAUGACUUGUUCACCAAUAGCAGAUGUACAGUGCCGUUCGGUCCACUGUACAGCGAAGAGGACUCGUGUUCUGCUUUUGACUUCUGAUCAUUUUGCAGUCUGCUAUGAGACCGUGGAUUCAGAAUACAAUCACAUAUUGCGAAUCUCUGAUCCCGAUUCCCUUUGAAGCCCAGAAGAAUGUUUCUGUUAUAUUUUGUGUUCGUAUUGGUAUUUCGAUUUUUUCUAUAUUAAUAUCGCUAUAAUAUAGAAACAACUGUGUUUUCACAAUCAGGCACAAGCUUUGAAGAACAUUGAGAUAUUGCGUCUUAAAUUGUCUUAUGUAUAUAGAGAUGAGGAGAGUUUAUCAUUAUAGGAACUUUUAGUAUUUGAUGAAUUGAAGAAAGUAACCAAUUAAUGGAAGGAAGGCUCUCUGUAUAGAAUUAUUUUUUGUUAUUUACUGGUGCCAUAAUUCAUGCAAAUGGCUUUAUUUUGAAUAUUAAUGCUUCUGAGGAAAUGCAUAAUUUGCAUUGUUUAUCGACUCGUUAAUCUAAUUCCCCUCCCCUCCAAAUUUUAAAGCUGUAAUCUUUAAGACCAUUGACUAAGCUAGAAUCGACUUGAUUUUCUUUACAAAAAAACAAACAAAAAAAAAAGGUGCAAAAAACAACCAAAAGGAAAAAAAAACUCUCUCGCUAUGCUGUAAUGGUGUAGAAACGCACAAACCAAGGUUCUAUAAACCAGCUUUCAUUUUUCAUUUUUUGUGUAUAUUUUUAUACUAAUAAAUAGUCUCAAGUGUCGAACUGGUCAUCACAUGAAACUCACUGUUUAACAGUGCUGUGGGCGGAUCAAAUCCCCUCAAACACAUCUCUAUUGUUAGCGAGCAAUAGAAAGCGAACCUGUGGGGCCUCACUUAGCGUUUGCGCCUGGUGAACGCGGAUACAAACCCGAGUGAGCACAUUACCCCCUUCUCUUAUUCUCCAGAUUGGAAAAUUGUAGCGUGAAUUUUGUUUUUACUGAACGUGACAAGAAUGAUGGAUAAAGAUGAAUACCGUGUGUACAUUUUAGUACAUGAUUGUAUUUGUAUUUUGUACAUAUGAUAUAAAACCAAAAUAUUUUUUCUGAC
Molecule: messenger RNA, 4779 nt
Organism: Rhinichthys klamathensis goyatoka
Lineage: Eukaryota; Metazoa; Chordata; Actinopteri; Cypriniformes; Leuciscidae
Gene: fam13a
Product: family with sequence similarity 13 member A
Exons: 28
Coding region: 213-3557 (1114 amino acids)
Biological process (GO): signal transduction
Source: RefSeq, a predicted model, not a curated record